Molecule: messenger RNA, 693 nt
Organism: Zymoseptoria tritici IPO323
Lineage: Eukaryota; Fungi; Ascomycota; Dothideomycetes; Mycosphaerellales; Mycosphaerellaceae
Exons: 1
Coding region: 1-693 (230 amino acids)
Cellular component (GO): zeta DNA polymerase complex
Source: RefSeq, a predicted model, not a curated record
AUGGCGGAUGAAGCGCCUACUUUCCGCCUCUUUGUGGCCAGCUUUACGGACUUCCUCGUCGUCGCCAUCCACACGAUUCUGUACGAGCGCGGAAUCUACCCGCAAACAUCUUUCCUCUCCGCGAGACGAUAUAACUUCGCGGUCCGUCAGAGUCGGCAUCCGAAAGUCUGCGAAUGGAUCACCGAUGCAGUAGCAUCUGUGGAGUCAGAGCUGCUGAAAGGCACCGUGGACAGAAUUUCAGUUGUGAUAUACAGCAAGCAAAACAAGCCCUUGGAACGCUUCAUGUUUGACGUAUCUCGCUUCCCGACGGUGCCCACUUCAGACCUGGAUGUGCCUCUGGAAAGUGCAGACGUGGAAGGAUCGUCGCCAUCUGUUCUGCCGCUUGUGGAUCUGGAAGAACAAAUGAGAGCUACGAUGAGCAGGCUAUCGAACUGUAGUGCUUCGCUCGAUGUGCUGCCGAAGAGCUGCACGUUCACGAUUGCUGUGGAGUUGAAGGGUGAGGACGAUGCACCCCUGACACACCCUCAGCCAUGGAUUCCAGUUCAAGGCAGCGAUGAAAGCUUAGGUGAGGUCAAUGGCAAGCGCACGUUGCCGCUCAGAGCCGUCCGUGCCGGUGAGAUGGCGUUUGAGACAUGGGUCGAGGAGCUGAGCGAGAAAGCGGCGCAGGACAGCAACACAAGUUCGUUGCCCUGA